AUCAAUGAGGUCACUGCGAAGGACGGCGGGACUUACAUAUGCUACAUAUCAGUGGAGUCCACUUCAGGCAAGCUGAAUAUCCCGAUCAACACACCAGUAGCUGUAGAGACUGUGGUGCCGAAUGCCCCGACCUCAAACAAGCCUGACCCAGACUUCUUCGGCGUGGGCAACAGCUAUACUCUGACAUGCGGCUGGUACGACAGUCCUGGAGUGACCUACAAGUGGAUGGAAGGGACCCAGGUCAUCGCAGGGGCGACCAGCAUGACAUACACGCUGCAAGCCAAAUCUGGAACUAACGUGUACACCUGCCAGAUUGUCUUCAACAAAAUGUCCUCUUUAUCCAGCAAAGGCUUAACGGUGGCUGCCAAAAACAUCAUCUCUGUGAUAGUCACCCUGGCAGGCACAACAGUCUCCAACACCACGAUCAAGCCUCUAAAUUCCGGCAAAGUCUCACUGGAAUGCAAAGCCAUAACAGCAGCCAGCAGUUCUGGAACCAUCACCUACGGCUGGCUAAAGAACGACCAAAAGUUGGCAGACCAAGCAGAUGACAGUUAUGAGUUCACUGCUGGAACCGCCUCUGACGGCGAGAUCAAAUGUACUGCAACACUGGGCAGCGAAACCGCGACCUCUGAAAAGGUCAUCGUCACGUCUGUAGCGACUUUGGAGGCGCCAGUUGUGGAAGUGUACAACUACAGCCUUUUUUCCGGACAACAAGUCUACCCCGCGGGAGGCUCCUACAUGCUUAUCUGUAGAACAGCUUCACACACGGACAGUGUCUAUUAUGUGUGGAUGAAAGAUGGAAGCAUACUUAUCCAGUUACCUAAGAGAUCCUACACGAUUUCCAACGCCAAGCAGGGCAAGGACGGCGACUCGGGCGUGUACACGUGCAGGGCCGUCCAGGGACUCAGUACUGUCACUUCCAGCAAUGCCGUCACUAUCAACAUCGCAGACCCAGGCCUGCCUUGCAAGUUUGUCACCGACUGCCAGGGGGUCCAGUAUAUGCCUAGCUGUGUCAACAAUCGAUGUGAAUGUGCCAAUGGCUACAUGCCCAAAGGAAGUACAUGCACAUCCGAUGUGAGUCCCCUGGGUGCUUCUGUAGCGUUGCUGAUUGCUGCAACUCUUGCACGCUGGCUGUUCCAGAAGGAGCUCUUCUAG
Molecule: messenger RNA, 1155 nt
Organism: Candidula unifasciata
Lineage: Eukaryota; Metazoa; Mollusca; Gastropoda; Stylommatophora; Geomitridae
Source: the annotation of a GenBank genome assembly